AUGAAGCUCUUCCAGACUGUCCUCGACUUUCUGCACAAAUGCUUCCCUGCACACAAAAAAGCCAAUGCAGAAGAAUCAAAGCCUCUUCUACGAGAUCAAGACCAGGGAAGACAGAUGGUGCUCGCGAAGCGUAGGCUUAUAACAGUGGUUGAAUGCGAGCAAGACAUCGAAAUCGAAGCCUACCCACACGCUUCCAAUAAAUGGAGUUGGUCUACUUUACUUUGUCGAAUCGUCAUACCAUGCGAGGAAUGUUAUCGCCGCUUGGUAGCCGAACGUAUCCGUAAGAGAACCGAACUUGAUCGCGAAAGAGGCCCGAUGCCAGGAGACGUAUAUGUAUCGCCGGAAACUGGAUACGUAACCAUAUUCUACUCUCCGACCGAGAUAGUCACAUACCCACCACAUCAAGUUUUAACAAUCAGCAUUCCAGCGCCACCACCAAUCGUUAUUCAGGUGCCAAGGAGAUCGGGAAGACGUCACUGA
Messenger RNA from Mollisia scopiformis, 480 nucleotides. RefSeq lists its product as uncharacterized. The transcript has a single exon. The coding region runs from base 1 to 480 and encodes 159 amino acids. Lineage: Eukaryota; Fungi; Ascomycota; Leotiomycetes; Helotiales; Mollisiaceae. The record is from RefSeq and is a predicted model, not a curated record.